UCAAGCUGAGCAUUUUAACUCAAGGAUUGUAGCUCUGUAGCACCUUGUUCACCAUGACUCGUCGCUCGUCCGCGCUCUUGGUGAUGGCUGUGUGCCUGGCCCUCUUUGGUCUUGCCAGCAUGGCAUUCGUCUCUGCCCCAGAAGCCGCCCUUCGCGGUGAGACUGCGCUGACUGCACCAAAGGACCGAGCAGCCCAAGCAGCAGCUAUCUCGGCUGCAGUGUUGACCGUCCCAGAGAUUGCGCAUGCUGGCAACUCUGGCUAUGCAUUGCUGCAGCUCGGCUGGGCUAUUUUCAUCAUCUCCUUGGGCCCUGCAGUGCUCUUCUGGAUCUACUUCAACAAGCCGGAGCUGCUUUGAGCACCUGCCUCCGUCCCGAUUUUUGAAGUCCAGGGAAUCAAGCCUGGAUUCCGAAAACGCAAGCCCAUUGAGACACGCUG
Cladocopium goreaui is the source of this 436-nucleotide messenger RNA. The record is from the annotation of a GenBank genome assembly. Lineage: Eukaryota; Dinophyceae; Suessiales; Symbiodiniaceae.